Molecule: messenger RNA, 4077 nt
Organism: Glarea lozoyensis ATCC 20868
Lineage: Eukaryota; Fungi; Ascomycota; Leotiomycetes; Helotiales; Helotiaceae
Exons: 4
Coding region: 1-4077 (1358 amino acids)
Biological process (GO): glutathione metabolic process
Cellular component (GO): cytosol
Molecular function (GO): 5-oxoprolinase (ATP-hydrolyzing) activity
Source: RefSeq, a predicted model, not a curated record
AUGGGUGACGAUAAUAAUGAGCGGGGAAUCCGCAUCGCAAUCGAUCGCGGAGGAACCUUCACGGACUGUGUUGGAAAUCCAGGAACUGGGGAUAUGAAAGAUGAUGUGAUUAUCAAGCUCCUAUCCGAAGAUCCGUCGAAUUAUGACGAUGCUCCGCUGGAGGGAAUCAGGCGAUUAAUGUCAAAGUUCACGGGCAAUGAAAUUCCACGAGGCACUCCCUUAAAUACAUCCAAGAUAGAGUCGAUACGGAUGGGAACCACGGUCGCGACUAAUGCUCUGUUGGAACGCAAGGGAGAAGCCAUUGCCAUGGUGGUUACCAAAGGAUUCAAAGAUUGCUUGGAGAUUGGCAAUCAAUCACGACCGCGCAUCUUUGACCUUGGUAUAAAAAAACCAGAAGUUCUAUAUGAUUGUGUUCUCGAGAUUGAUGAGCGCGUGACUUUGGAGGACUACGCUGAAGACCCAGAGAGAAAUAUCACUGCGGUUGAACCAGGGGACUCCAAGAACGGUCUAUCUGCUGAUCUGGUCAAAGGCUUGUCAUCCGAAGCAGUGAGGAUUCUUCGGAGGCCAAAUAAGGAGAUAAUCGAAGAGCAGUUACAACAGGUCUACGACAAAGGAAUACGAAGCAUAGCAGUUUGUCUAAUGCACGGGUACACGUUUCCCGACCAUGAAGCAUUGGUGGGUAAAGUUGCAAAACGGAUCGGCUUUAGUCACAUUUCACUUAGUCACGAAUUAAUGCCAAUGAUCAAACUGGUCCCAAGGGCCACUUCAGCAUGCGCAGAUGCGUAUCUCACACCUGCUAUCAAGAAGUAUAUUGCUGGCUUCCAGAAAGGCUUUGAGGGUGGCCUCGGAAGCGAAAGUGUGAAGGAAGAAAGUGGAUCGAAGGGAGCAAGAUGCGAAUUUAUGCAAAGUGACGGUGGGCUUGUUGACGUGGAGAAAUUCUCUGGUCUGAAAGCAAUUCUUUCUGGACCAGCAGGUGGAGUUGUCGGCUAUGCUCUCACCUCUUUUGAUGCCAAAUCAGAGAAGCCCCCUGGUGUUAUCGGAUUUGAUAUGGGCGGCACAUCUACAGACGUGUCAAGGUUUGGCGGUAGGUAUGAACAUGUUUUCGAGACGACGACUGCUGGUGUUACGAUCCAGUCUCCUCAGCUAGAUAUCAACACCGUUGCAGCUGGCGGCGGUUCUCAAUUGUUUUUCAAAAACGGACUGUUCGUUGUUGGCCCUGAGUCCGCUGGCGCGCAUCCUGGUCCAGCCUGUUAUAGAAAGGGUGGUCCAGCCACAGUUACCGAUGCUAACUUGGUUCUAAAUCGAUUGUUGCCUGAUUUCUUUCCUAGGAUCUUCGGAAAGAACGAAGAUGAAGGACUUGACGUCGACGCGAGCAAUAAAGUCUUGCAAGAUUUGACUGAGCAAGUAAAUAAAGAAACUGGCAAAAGCAUGAGCGUCGACGAGGUUGCAUACGGAUUCUUGACGGUUGCCAAUGAGACCAUGACGAGACCCAUCCGGUCAUUGACAGAAGCCAAGGGUCACGAUACCUCUAAGCAUAGGCUUGCAACUUUUGGUGGAGCGGGUGGCCAACACGCGGUUGCAAUAGCCGAAAGCCUUGGGAUAAAGCAGAUUCUUGUUCAUCGUUACUCUUCAGUGUUAUCAGCCUACGGCAUGGCGUUGGCCGAUGUGGUCGACGAGAGGCAGGAACCCGAGUCGAAGGUUUGGGAUAUAGUAGAAGGUAAAAAUGAAUCGUUGAGGAUCAAGAUUGAAGAGUUAAAAGAGAAGUCCAAACAAGCCCUACACGAUCAAGGUUUUGGCGAUAAAGCGAUCGUUUACGAAGAAUACCUCAACAUGCGUUAUAGAGGCACAGAAUCUGCCUUGAUGAUCGUGAAGCCGGAAGGGAAGGAUUUCGCCUUUGGAGAUGCGUUUGUCGAGCAACAUCAGCAAGAGUUUGGAUUUACGUUUCCAGAUCGAGAUAUUAUUGUUGAUGACGUGCGCGUUCGUGGCAUUGGAAAAAGCUUUCAGGGGCUUGAUAAGUCUGUUGACGUGCAACUGAAAGAGAUCAAGCCGAAGGACAUAGAGAGUGGUAAGAAAGAAUACAAACGUACUCGUGUUUACUUUGGUGGUAAGCGAGAAGAGACACCAAUCUACAAAUUGGAGGACCUAGAAGUCGGCGAUCGAGCCAAAGGUCCUGCUAUUCUGGCAGACGGAACUCAGACUAUUGUCAUUACGCCAACUUCCACAGCUCUGGUCAUUGAAACACACAUUGUUAUCAAUAUCGCGGAUGAUGACAACAAGGAGCCAGGGAGAUCGGAGUCCUCCAAAGAUGUCGAUCCUAUAAUGCUCAGCAUAUUUGCACAUCGUUUUAUGGCUAUUGCUGAGCAGAUGGGACGAGCCCUCCAAAAAACAAGUGUGAGUACGAAUGUCAAAGAGCGACUUGAUUAUAGUUGUGCGUUGUUUGAUCCAACUGGUGGACUUGUAGCAAAUGCCCCCCAUUUACCAGUGCAUUUGGGCUCGAUGUCGACAUGUGUCAAGAGGCAAGCCGAGAUCUGGAAAGGCAAGCUUGUUCAAGGGGAUGUCAUCGUUUCUAACCAUCCUGAGUAUGGUGGUACUCAUCUCCCCGAUAUCACAGUCAUAACACCUGCUUUUGAUAAAACCGGCGACAGGAUCUUAUUUUAUGUUGCAUCACGGGCUCACCAUGCUGAUAUCGGCGGCAUUCUACCUGGAAGUAUGCCUCCACACUCUCGAGAGCUUUAUCAAGAAGGAGCUGCUAUUAAAUCGGAGAAGCUUGUGAGUGCAGGAAGGUUUAACGAAGAGCGAAUCACCCAACUACUACUUUCAGAGCCUGCAAAAUAUCCGGGCUGUAGUGGAACGAGGUGUCUUGGAGACAACAUUUCAGAUUUGAAAGCUCAAAUAUCGAGCAACAUGAAGGGAAUUAAUCUCAUCUCUAGUCUCAUCGAUGAGUACGGCGAAGAUGUAGUGAACUUUUAUAUGGCCAAUAUUCAGAACAAUGCAGAACACAGCGUCCGGAACCUCUUGAAAGAGGUGAGCAGGAGAUUCGAAGGCCAGGAUCUAUCAGCUGUCGAUUACAUGGAUGAUGGAAGUCCAAUCAAGCUUAAAAUUAGCAUUGACGCUGAGAAGGGAGAAGCAAUCUUUGAUUUCGAUGGUACAGGUCCGGAAGUAUAUGGUAAUACUAACGCUCCCCAAGCGGUUACUUACAGCGCAAUAAUAUACUGUCUGCGUUGCCUAAUCUCAGAGGAUAUACCACUCAACCAAGGCUGCCUGAAACCCAUCAAAGUAUUGAUACCCCCCAAAUCUUUUCUGUCGCCUUCAGAUAAAGCUGCCGUGGUGGGAGGUAAUGUACUUACCUCGCAACGAGUCACAGAUGUCAUCUUCAGGGCAUUCCAGGCGUGUGCAGCAAGUCAGGGGUGUUGUAACAAUUUGACUUUCGGGUUUGGGGGCAAUGUCGAAGGAGAGAAGGAAAUGAAAGGGUUUGGAUACUAUGAGACAAUUGCCGGCGGCUCUGGGGCAGGCAAGGACUGGGAUGGUACGGAUGGGGUUCAUACACAUAUGACAAACACUCGUAUAACAGAUGCUGAAGUUUUCGAGCGGCGAUACCCUGUUAUUUUGAGGGAAUUUUCGUUGCGCGCCGGGUCUGGGGGUAAAGGCCAACACCGUGGCGGAAACGGCGUGGUUCGCGAUAUUGAAUUCCGUAUGCCAGAGACACAGGUAUCUAUACUCAGCGAACGCCGAGUCUACCGCCCUUAUGGUCUUGCCGGUGGUGAAGAUGCGGAAUGCGGGUUGAAUAUCUGGGUACGCAGAGUUGAAACGAGUAAUCCUCAGCGCUCGGAUAAGAUGCUCAACGGCGAUGGAGGCGAGAUUGAUGAUGUUGUGUUUGAAGAAAGAAGAAUCAAUUUAGGUGGCAAAAACACGGCGCUCAUGAAAUCUGGCGAGAGGAUUAUCAUCUGCACACCGGGGGGUGGCGGUUGGGGAAGGGUCGGGGAUGAGAAGGAGUUGAGAGCGAAGGAUAAGGACCCUAAGCAUGCUUGGAAAGGGGGAAGUCAUGCGAACAGAGAAGAUAUGGCACUUCAAGCAUAG